CCCCACCCACCCUUGACAACGCCGCUCACCGCUAACCCCCCCCCCUCUCUCUCUUCAAUUUUUCCAUCUCUCUAUUUCUUCUCUUCCCAAACUCUCUUUGCAUCUCUCACCCUUACAACGACAAUUCCCACACUCUCAGGGGAGAGCUCGCCGAUUCGACGGGGACGAAGAGGUUGGGUUGUUAGACUUUGGGUUGUUCUCGGCUUCUCGCCAAAUCGACGAGAGGGGAUUGGCGACCGACGGUGGCGACGGAGACUUGUGAUGGGGACUGGCGAAUAUGAAGAUGCGACGGGGAACGACGAUAGGGCUUCCUCUCUGUUUGUUCAGUCGCAUGAAGAUGAAGACGAGAAUGAAGAAUUAGAGUUAGGGUUUAUUUUUCAGGCAACCCGUAGUUUUUCCCUUUCCGUUUUUUUAAUUAAACCAACUGGCCGAAAGGAAAAAUGGGGUGCUCGAUUCGAGCGGCUCGAGCGGUUAACCAUCUCGGCCGCUUGCUGACUGCUUCUAAAAACCGUUCCGACUAAAUGAGUGUUCCAAGCCGAUUUCGAGUCCGAGUGCUAGUUUUACCAGUCAGACCUACUAGCUCGGUUCGACUUUAAUAACACUGGUUAUUUCCCUUGUACCUGCUAUAUAUUAUGAAAUACUAUUUGACAUGAUAUAUAAUUAUAUAUGUUUGAAUAAAAUGUGAAUUAGAUGUCAAAGGGACACGUGUUCGCAUCGUACAAGAUCCAUUUCUUCAGUUCACUAGUAACGGUUGCAGCUGAUAAUUUCCUUCCAGUCCAGCGGAACUGCAAACCUCUCUUUGCUUCGCCGUCUCCCCGCAGAUCAGAAAAGGAGCUCACAGAUAGGCGAAGGGGAAUCUACUCAUUAGAGAAAACCAGAAGGAAGCAGAGAUCUAGAUCCGUCAAAUUCCCCGGCGUUCGGGAUUCCCGUCGUCGACGAAAUGUCUUGUCUCGCUCUCUCCCUCCAACCGGCCAAUGGAUCCGACAUCCUGAUCCAGACCCGGGAAUGGUUCCCUCCGGCGCGAGCCCUAGUCGCAACCUCUGCCUUCCGCCAGACUCGCCUGGCCUUCGCCGCCACCAAACACCCCGCCGCACCCAACCACAACCGCUCCUCCUCCGCCGAUGACUACGCCCCUUCUGUAUCCUCCGAUUCCCUCUCCUCCCUCGGCGACGACCCCCUCGCCGCAUCGAGCGGCCAGCUCAUUGUCGGCGUGGAGAGCCAGUACCGCGUUGUCUACCGCCUCGUCAAUGGGAUAUACGUCCUCGGGAUCACGAUCGCCGACCACGACAACUCCGUCAACGUCUUCGAGUGCAUCCACAUCGUAAACCAAGCGGUCAGCGUCAUCGUCUCGGCCUGCCGCGGCGUCGACGUCACGCCGGAGAAGCUGAGCCGGAAGUACGCCGAGAUCUAUAUGGCGCUGGAUAUCGUUCUCCGAGGAGUGAGCAGCAUCCGAUUGGCGGCUAUGCUGGCUUCGAUGCACGGGGAGAGCAUUGCGAAAAUGGUACACUCUGCGCUAGACACGGAAAGCAAGAUUCGCGGCGGGGAGAGCUGGCUUGCGGUGGAAGGUCACGCGAUUGAACACGAAGGCAGCGUGGAAGCGUUCUCCAAUGCAAUAUUCGAGCUGCCGCCAGAGACGCUCGCUGCGGGAGAUGAAGUAGCGGCCAGCCUUGCCCCUGCGGUUGUGGAGCAAUUGGAGAAGAAGGAAGAGAAAGAGGAAGAGAAGGAUGGACCUAAAGAUCCUUUUGCCGCCAGCGAGGCGGUAAACAAACAGGAGGAUCUUGCUGGUGAGUUCAAGAAGGAUAAGAGCCAGGGUAGCGAUUUGACCCUUGCUCUAGCUGGGCUGGAGGUUACGACAUUGCCGCCUGCUGAAGCUACUCAAGCUACUCGUAUUGCUGUGGAGGGGUUCGAAGGGGAUUAUGGUGGGAUUGAGUUCAGCAACGAACAGACUUCUCUGGGAGAGACGUUUGAAGGGUUUAGUGAAGCUUGGGGUGGUGGAUUAGAUGCCUCAGAGUUUGUAGGCACCAAGAAAAUUCCAAAGCAGCAAGGUCUUGGUGGAUUGGAAUUGCUUCAAACAGGUGCUGAUCCUGCGGUGGCAGCAAAGGCCGCUGCAGCUGGGGGUGGAGAUACUCCUCUCGAGAAUCUCUUGGUCCAGAAAACUGAAAUGAAGGGACCUGAAAUGUACAUUGUUGAAGAAAUUAGUGCCGAGUUUAGAGAAUCGCUGCUUGCGAGAGUUGGGUUGAUGGGUGUAGUUUAUUUGAAAACGUUGCCAACCAAACAGUCUGGCGAUAAAGAAACCGAGUUUUCAUUCCGAGUUGAUAACACAAAACCAGUCAAGCGGUUUGUUAUGCACAGUUCAAAGGUCAGUAGCCUUGGUAAUGGAAUGUUUCAUGUUAGGACUGCUGCUUCAGAUGAACCUAUCCCGAUAUUGAAGUAUAGUUUGUUCCCUAAGUCUACUCCAUUGCCAUUGAGGGUCCGUCUAGUUCAACGUCAUAGUGGGACCCUUUUCUCUGUCAUGAUCCAGUACGUCUUGAAUCCAGAUUUGCCUGUACCAUUGAAGGAUGUGACAUUUGUUUUGAAGUUGCCUGUUGAUCCAUCUUUGUUGAAGGUUUCACCCAAAGCAGCAUUGAAUAGGUCUCAGAAAGAAUUGAAAUGGGUUGUGCCAGAGAUUGCACUCAAAGGUGCUCCUGGUAAAUUGAGGGUGAGGAUGCCUGUUGACUCGAGUGAAGGAGAAGGUGACGAAGAGAUAGAGGCAGUUUGUUAUGUUAAGUUCUCCAUGGAAGGAACUACCUCGUUAUCUGAGAUUUCUUUGCGGCCUGCCUCGGAGGGGAAUACAGACUUCUAUGAGGUUAAUCACAGGUACCAGAGUGGAGUUUAUAUGUGCAAUUGACCAUUGAUGAGAUAACCUUUUCUUUUUCUGGGAUAUUAUUGGGUCUUGUUUCUCCUUAUUGAGGUUUUUGGUUCCGUUUCAUUGUAGCUUACUUCCAUGUCAAGCUUGUAACCUAGACUGCGGUUGCUGUGAAAAUAUUUGUGGUGUUGUGUUGUUGGUUAAUAUUUUUGUAAUGGAUAGUUCAACUUUUACUUACUAUAUGUCUAUACUUCUUUGCUUUGAAGUUGUUCAUAAAAUCUUUGGAUUUUGGUGAUUUUUUUUCUUUUUCAUUUUCUGCUCGAGUAAAUUAUCUGCUUGCAUGUGGGGCAAGAACAAAGAGAACAUGGAAAAAAGGAAGAAUUAGAGAGAUGUACUCGCUGCAAACUGCUGAGUUGACUGCUAGAAAGAAACUAAACAUCAUUCCAACUAAUACUGAUAUUGCUCCUAGCUAAAGCAUUGCAAUUAUGUCUUUAAGAAGAGAAAGAGAGAGGUUUUGAAUCAUGAAUUUCGGAACCAGAUCUCAACAAUAUAGUUGCCUUACCCAUGCUUCUCUUUAUUUCCUCACAAGAUGAGUUCUGGCGUCAUAACUUCGUUCUAACGAUAGUAUAACGCGUUGUAGUAAGUGACAUGGGAUGUUAUCCGUUGCUGUAGGAGGAAUACUUGACUAUCUAUGUUAGGAAGAAGGUUCCAACAAGUGCUUUCAUGAUUUUUGUUGUAGCUGGUUUAGGUGAAAGAACACGUUACAGAUGGCAUUGAUUCGUUGAGAACGUAUUGGCUCAACAUUGCAUGGCAUUAGACACAUGCUGAUGCUUUAAACUUCGUUCUCUAUUUGGACUGUCAGUGCUGAGCAUGUCUGUUCUUGAAUGUUUUCGUUGCACAAUCAUCCUUGGUGCUAAGUGUUUGGCUUUUAGAAAUUUUUGCUUUGAGGUGGGGAAGGGGUACUGUGUCCCAAACUUGUGCAGUGCAAAGUUUGCUCUUGAACUUACACUGAAAGUUCGCGCAUUGCUAGCAUGUCAUUGUGAAUAUUAUAUUACAUGAGCAGUGUGUUUUGCAUGUAUGCUAGUUGGUAACAGGUCUACCUGGUGAAGAGAAUUGCCAGCUGUGCAUGUUUGUUAUCUAAUGGUUAAUGGAAUUCCGAUGGUGGUGUUCAAAACUGUUGCUUUGUUUAUUGUGUAUGAUCACCAGAAGAUUCACUAGCAAAAAUGACUGAGAAGCGAUCCAAAAGCUAUGCUGGAUCGUUGAGCUUUGUUGUUAUAUUAUUUGGGAAUGUGGCGACAUGCAGGUUUGGCCGGCUUAAGACUGCUGUUAUAUUGUCUCACGGGGUCUGGUAGUAUAAAUAUUUGUCAAGUUCGUGAAUAUUAAGUUUUGACGGUAAUUCAGUUCUGAAUUGCCUAAAAAAUUAGGACAAAAAGUUUCUGAUGUUGGCAACUUAUCAUGAUCCGAGGAGGCAGCAUGGUUAGUGAAUUUCCAAAUUAACUUGUUUGGUUUUUCCAUUCUGUUGUAUAUCCAUUGCUUAUUUAGCGUUAUUGUCUGGUUUAUUUAAUUUAUGUUUCAGCCAGGAGCAGAACAUUCAUCUAUCUGGAACGCCACUGUGUCUUGAUUGCUGGUAAUCAUUGAUAGCUAUUCCUCACAACUAUGCAGAAUUUUCCCUAUUGAGAGUGUUAGCUGUCUAUCUGCAAGCUCUGAUCUGCUGCCAUUUAAUGAGUUAAUGCUCCUGUGCUUGGAGAAAUAAUCUUUGUGUACUGUAUGCUGUUAAUCUAGUACCGAAUGCAUUGAAUAAGAGCUUAGUCUAUACAAUUUGAUCGUAAUUAUUCUUUGUUGCAUGAUAUUGCUUUUGAAUCAAACAGACUAUCUGUACUCCCAUGAAGGGAGUGACAGGAGAAGUCAUAUUGCAACAUUACAGUUGGAGACAGAGCACAAUAAGGUCAAUAAGUAAAUCAUUUGUUGAGGGGUAGGCAAGUCAAUCUGAUGCAGUGGACAAGUGUCCAAAUCAUGGUGUCUUAUCUUCUUGUGUUAGCAUCUUCUGCAAACCGCAGGGGUCAAUGUAUGAGCCUUAAUCUCAGCAGUUCAGAGAAGAUUCAUACACUAGAAGAUAAUAUGUGACUUUUUAACACUUGUCCAGUAUGUCAUUUUACUUGGCCGCCCUCCUCCCGAAGCACCCUGGGGUUACUUGUUAGGCUCCUCGACCCCUCUGCCUCCAGCCACAAUGUUGUAAUAUACAUCAUCCAUGUCUCUCUCUCUCUCUCUUGAGUACAAAUUUAAGUUUCUCUCUGUCUCAAUGAGUACUAAUCAUAUGUUUGGUUCUAUUGAUAGUGCCACGGAUCGAAGGAGGAAUGAGUUGGACUGUGUCAACUGAGCUCUUGGCUGAUAGGGACAGCUAGAGCAUUAAUAAACAUAUUCAGAAAAAGGUACACCUCCUACUUUAUGAAUGACCAAGUUUUGCUGUUCUGCAAUAAGUUCUUAUAUUUUGAUGUUGGAACUAUUUUUAGGAACGUGAUAUUCAUGUCUUAGUCUCCCCCAUAACUAAAAGAAGAAAUGCAGAAGGGCCACAAAGAUGCUGUGUUUUCAUCUUUUGCAGUUAAUAUCCUGAAAUCUUCCCUAACGUAUGCUACUACUCUGUAGCAUGGAAAUGGUUGACAGAAAGAUCAGCAACUUUGUUCAUGCAUUACACAUCAUCUUCCAUUAUGAUUAUUAUUCUCCCCUCGAGUGGUCUUCUAAGUGGCUUCCUCUGGUCUUAAAAACUCAACAGUUCCUAGAUUUUGACAUCUCGCGAGUGUGGUUUGUCUGCUCUCUUGCUUUCUUUCUGACCCUUAGCAGCUAGACUGUAGUUGGUAUUACUGUAGCCCAUGCCCCUUAAUUCGUUGUAUCCAAUGAUCACUCUUAUUAUGGUCCUUUUGCACGAUUGUCUGCUAGUUAUAGAAAAGGAACAAAAGAAAGGGCGGCUCCCCAUCUCCUACCUGUGUACCUUACGACACACUCUGUGCUGCAAGAGCAUAGCCACUAAAUCUGUUAUCAAAUGGUCUCUGUUUCAGAUAUUUUUGAGAUCCUGGAACAUGGUAGAUCCCCAGAAGAAAAGGGUGAAGUACUACAACCUUGGAAACCUCGAGGGGCAAAAUCGAGCUUUAAUGAUAUCAUUCACAGGUUUGUACCACUUUAAUCUUCCCAUUUGAUCCAUGAGAAUGAAACAACUUGUGCUUUAUUUUGUUGACUCGCUUGAUCCUUGGUCGUUCAUCGUCACUCAUUUAUGCAUGUACUUGGAUUGAUUGCUUCUCAGGUACUCAUCUGAAUUCCGCGUUGCUGGGAAAAAUGGUUGUCAGUUAUGGCAGCGAGAUGAACAGAGGUCUCGAAUGACGCAACCUGACGCCAUAAUCUAGAAAUCAGACUCCUGUAAGUGAAGUACUACAUGGUCGAACCCUAAUCAUUGAUUCUUUUUCUCAUGCAAAUUCGUUGUUUAAUUUGAAGAAGAAACAAAACAAGCUCAGGCUCCAUGAUAACAGCAAUAGUAACAACGACAAAACUUAGUUAUCAAAUAGUAGCUGGUGAUAAUGCUAUGUGCUAUUUGUUAGAAUCCAAUAGGAUGGUUGCUCUUUUAUUGUUUUUCUUUCUGGUUAGGGAUAUGGAAAUUGGUGGUUAUAAGAUGAUUGGUCUUUUUUUCUUUUCUUUUCUUUUCUUUCUUCCCUAACAUGAUUUAGGAAUGGGCCAAAUCUCCAAACAGUGAAAGCCUCUUGUAGUGAUAAAUGGGCUAGUGGCCACUUUCAUGAAAAGAGAAAAGAAAAAGUAGGUUAGCGACAUUUAUUAAGCUCCUCUUAGCACUGUCGUUUAAUUUGUUUCUAGUCCUCGAGUGAAAUUUUUUACCCAACCCAUGUUCUUAGUGAGUAGACUCUUGAUGAUGCGCAGGACUAUAUUUGUUAAAAUGUCCAAGUACAGGGACUAGGAUAGGAAUACUAUCAAUCCAAAAAGUUAGGGGGGGAACUUUUGAAAGGGGGAAUUGAAUGGAGAGUAGUUAGCUGGUACAGUUUGUUGUCCCUCAGGCUCACACAAAUGUUGAAGGUGCUAAAGCUGAAGGAAAGAGACCCCAUUGACAGCUUUUAUUUUGUCACUUGGUAGUCACAAUAUGUAUCUGUCCGUCCUAGGUACAUUUUUUAGGCAUAAUCGAUUUGAUUUAUAGAGUCUCGCAUUUGGUAUAGCUAUGUUAGUUAUGCUAGGAAGACGCAAAAGAUGUAAUGGAUAAAGAAUAGGGUUAAUUAAUACCUUAUUCUGGCCCGGCCCGAAUUAUGAUGAUAUAAUCAAUUUUGACCCGUGAUUUCAUAAAUUAACAUCCAGACCUCAAUUAUGCACCAUAUAUACUCAAUUGGCCUGAUUCGGGAAUUUUCGUCAAAUUAGGCGGUCAAUAUUAUUGACUGUUAGUGAAUCAACAUGCUACGCUGAUGUAGAUGCCGUGUGAAAAAUAAAAAUUAAAUAUUAAAUAAAAAU
Messenger RNA from Linum trigynum, 7339 nucleotides. The record is from the annotation of a GenBank genome assembly. NCBI's taxonomy places the organism in Eukaryota, Viridiplantae, Streptophyta, Magnoliopsida, Malpighiales, Linaceae.